AUGUGUUUUGAGAUCUUUUCAAUGUUUACAAGAGUGGAUAUCAACUGUAAUGUACACUAUUAUGGAAUUCCACAACCGACCAAAGAAUUUCCAUUGGUCUUAUUUGCUGGAGAUAACUACAACAAUGAAACUGAAGGAAUCAUUCAUAGAUCAAGACCUGGUGAAUAUCGUGUUUGGGCACAGACUCUGCCAAAUGCUAUUCAAGAAUUUGUGUUUCGCUCGCUUCUUGUCUUACCAGGCUGGAAACUAACAUUUCAAGCAUGUUGCCCUUCAGGAAACAGGUGGACAGCAUCUGUAUCAAAUGUUAGUAAUAUCUCUAGUCUGCAUUAUUACAUGUUUGACCAUGUGAGGAUUGGAGAAGGAAUUUUUUAUACUCAAUGGCUGCAUUGGGAUCAAGAAUUCUCAGUCAAGGUUGAUCAUUGUGAGUUUCCUGAAUUGUGCACAAAUUUAACAUGUGCAAAAACAUGUUAUUUUGGUUCUUGUGGAUUGGAUGGGACAUGUCAGUGCAAGGAGGGAUAUUCUGGAGAAAGCUGUGAGAAACGUCCACUUGUUUCAGAAGUCUACCCCAAUCUUACGUAUCCAUUACUUCUGUUUCCACAAGCAUAUUUUCAAGGUACUCCAGUCAAAGUUGCAGCUGGUGUCUAUCAGGAAUUUGCCAAGAAUGCAGAGAAUAAAAGGACAUUUAUAUAUUUAUCAGCAAGAGUUUUGUAUACAAGAACUAUCUCAUUUUCUCGUAACAAAGAGACCGACCAAGUUAAUCAAAUUUCUCCUGGAUCUGAUAUUGCAAACUUAGAGUUCUUCUUUGCAUCAAAUAUGGAUUUUGGAACUCCUCUUUGGUAUAAUUAUGCCAAGACCAUUGACUCUAUUUUUUAUAUGAAAGUGGCUGGUGAGAAUCAAUGUGCCAGCUGUAGUGAAGAGGGUGGUUGUUGCUAUACAGGUCAGUGUGUGUGUUUGCCAGGAUAUAAUGGGACAUUUUGUGACCAAAAAAUGUGAUGAAGUCAUGAACUGAAAAAACUUUCAUACAUUGUACAUAAAUUAUUUAACUGUUGUUCCUACUUGUAAAUUUUAAUUUAUCUGUGAGUUGAAAGUAAAUAAAGAAAAGGUAAUUAAAACAAGCUUGGCUAAUAAUCUUUAGCAUGGCAAACAAUAAUUUUUAGUCA
Messenger RNA from Dendronephthya gigantea, 1160 nucleotides. RefSeq lists its product as uncharacterized. Lineage: Eukaryota; Metazoa; Cnidaria; Anthozoa; Malacalcyonacea; Nephtheidae. Bases 1 to 993 code for a protein of 330 amino acids. The transcript is spliced from 4 exons. The record is from RefSeq and is a predicted model, not a curated record.